GGUAUCUGGGGCUGCCCCUGACAAACCCCUCUCGUUUCAGGAAUAAUUUUUGGGGUCCCUGGGAUUUCCCAUCCUCCAGCCCUGCUCCUUGUUCCCAGUAUGAGCCCAGCAUCCCCCUGGUGCUGUUGGAGGCCGCGGGGCCAUUCUGGAGCGCGGAGUCCCAGCAGGGGGUGAUGACAGUCCCUCAGCUCUUCCCAGGUUGCCCAAUUUGGGAUUUCUGCCCGGGAAUGUUGUGGUGAUCUCACGGUGCGGGUGACGCAACAGGGCACGGCCUGGGGGAUGCCCGUCCCGUGUCACCAGGGCAGCCCUGGACGCCCCUUCCCACCUCCCUGCUAAAAUUCUGGAGGUGUGAGGCGCCCGUAUUCCCGGCUGGCACACGUGGAGCGGAGAAGGAAGUGCCGGCCCGCGGGGAGGAGGAAGGAACCUGGAGCUGGAGUUUCCAGGUGUGUGCACAUCACCUGCCCGGCCCUAUAAAACGGAGGCGGCGGCUGCGGCGCUGCCACUCGGCCGCCUCAUCCCUGGGGCUGCACUUCCCAAGGGGUCCCCCCCAAAUUUUGGCGCGCUCCCUCCCCAAAUUUGGGCGUGUUCCCCCGCCCCCCCCCUCCCCAAAUUUUGGCGUGGUCCCUCGACAUCUGGCUGAUGGGCUGGCUGGGUGCCCUGGCCGUGCUGGCGGUGCUGGGGCAGUGCCGGGCGCUGCGGCGGCCCGCGGGUGCCUCUGCCCACUCGCCCGUGCGCUGCUACAGCGGGGCCGAGCUGGAGGACGAGCCCCCGGCGCAGCUGCUGGGCCGCAGCCUGCGCUGGGACCGCCACGUCCCGGUGCAGCUGGUACCGGCGCUGGAGCGGCUGGAGGCCCGGCGGCUGCGGCGGCACCGCCCGCACGCCUGCCCCGCGCUGUCCCUGCGCGCCGGGCUCCGCAGCGAGCCCCACGAGCGCUCCAUCUCCCCGUGGCGCUACCGCAUCGACGAGGACGAGAACCGCUACCCGCGCAAGCUGGCCUUCGCCGAGUGCCUGUGCAGCGGCUGCGUGGACGUGAAGACCGGCCGGGAGACGACGUCGCUCAACUCGGUGACCAUCCACCAGACCAUGCUGGUGCUGCGGCGCAAGCCCUGCCCGCGGCCCGCGGGGCUGGGGCUGGUCGCGCUGGAGGUGGAUUACAUCCGAGUGCCCGUGGGCUGCACCUGCGUCCUGCCCCGCACGGCGCGCUGAGCCCGCGCCGCCCCGAAGCGUGACCGUGUCACCGCCCGGCCCCCGCCCGUGCUUGUUUUAGAGCACCCGACCCCGCCAGGGUGUCCCCUCCCCUCGUUAUUUAUGAGUUAUUUAUAAGCCUUGCUGCCGGGGGGCUUUUUGUACCCCCUAUUUAUUGCUGACCCCCGGCCACGGCUGCGACUCUGGGGCCAGCAUCGCCCCACGGUGCUCGAGGUCCCCCUGGCCAGACCCUGUGAGUGCUGCCCUGGUGCUUGCUGGUUAUUUAUUCCCCCAAAAAAAGCUAUUUAUUGUCUCCUCUCUAGUGCUAUUUAAUGCUGCAAAUAAAAGCCAA
Molecule: messenger RNA, 1537 nt
Organism: Corvus hawaiiensis (hawaiian crow)
Lineage: Eukaryota; Metazoa; Chordata; Aves; Passeriformes; Corvidae
Gene: IL17C
Product: interleukin 17C
Exons: 3
Coding region: 640-1206 (188 amino acids)
Biological process (GO): inflammatory response
Cellular component (GO): extracellular region
Molecular function (GO): cytokine activity
Source: RefSeq, a predicted model, not a curated record